CUCUUGUUCGGAUCAACAGCCUUAAGGGCGACCAGCAGACCUUAUGUUCAAGCACACACGACAGUAACCAUCGUUCCUUAGUCAUCAGCCUGAUUCGGCCCCUUCCUCGAGCGUUGCGGCCUAUAUCAGAAAUUCGGUCCGCUCGCCCUCUCCAGAUUCGCUCCACAGUCGAAUGUGCCAGCUGCAGCACCACCCUUCCACCCUCGCCGCCGCUCCUUAAUCCCGUCAUACACCAACACUCCUGCGAUCGAGUCGCCGAAUAAUAAUUCCGUUCCAACCAUCGCUAUAAUCAUACCCACACACCUUCUCGCGAAUGGUGGUCCCACCAAGCAGCGGAGGAGCUGCUGCUGCCUCUUCAGCAAGUCGCCCAGCUGCUGCCCACAACAAUGCUGGCCCUUCGAAGGCCAAGUCGGCCGCCCAUACGCCCAGUGUGACAGUCGGUAACGCGCCGAUGCCACUGAGUGCCAGACGCUCUGAACCCCUGGACUUAAAUACCGUAGAGCGGAGAGGACAACCAAAUGCUGCGCCGGAGAUCACAAAGAGGAACAGACUGCAUGGCAUCCUCGAAGGUCCUACCUUCAGACCUACUGAGGAGGAAUUUCGUGAUCCCAUGGCAUACAUGCGCAAAAUUGAGCCCGAAGGUCGUAAAUAUGGAAUCGCAAAGAUCAUCCCUCCUGAUGGCUGGCAGAUGCCUUUCGCCAUCGACACAUCAAAGUUCCAUUUCCGUGUGAGACGUCAAGAGUUAAAUUCUGUCGAAGGAGGAACACGAGCAAAUCUGAAUUACCUGGACCAGCUCUCGAAAUUUCACAGGCAACACGGCACUAACCUCAAUCGUUUUCCCAGUGUGGAUAAGCGACCGCUCGAUCUCUACAAACUCAAAAAGGCUGUUGAGGCCAGAGGAGGAUUCGAAAGAGUUUGCAAGCAGAAGAAAUGGGCUGAGAUUGGUCGCGACCUGGGAUACAGUGGCAAGAUCAUGUCUAGCCUCUCGACAUCUCUCAAGAACUCGUAUCAGAAAUGGCUUCAGCCGUACGAGGACUAUCUACGUGUCGCAAAGCCUGGUGUCCAACAUCAACUGGAGCUGGAAAACGGAGGCCCUUUCACCCCUUCUCCGGGUACUUCGCCACUUAAGAUUUCGCAAAAUAACACCCCGAACGGCGAAACCACUCCGGCUAUGCGUGCAUCUGCCUUGUUGAAUGCAUCCCUAGAUGCAGGAGCUCCUGUGGUGCAGCAAACGCCAGUCAAGCCAACACCCCCAGCGCCAGCUCCGGCUCCGGCUCCUAUUCAAGGCUUUACUCCAGUCAAUGGAGGAUUCACCUCAGUCAACCGUCCUUCGGGCUUCACUCCCGUAAAUGGACCGAAUGGCAUCCACGCGACACCCGAGAAUCCGCGUUCAAUACCCAAAAUCAACAUGGAUAGCCCUCGGCUUCUUGAAACCAACACUCCAACUCUGGAGCCAACCAAUUCUGCGAAACGUCCAUUGGGUGAUGGUGCAGAUAAGGAUACGAACGGAGAUGUAGACGGCUCUGGCCGACGCAGCAAACGAAUCAAGAGAGAGCCAGCUCCAACAGUAGCGGGCUCGCACAUGCACCAACCUAGGACGUCGACGCCGAGAUUUGUUCCAGCCCGGGAACGUAGCAACUUUCCUCCCGGAGAGGCUUGCGAAACUUGCGCAAAGCCGGAAGACCCAGGAUUGCUUCUGAUUUGCGACAGCUGUGAUUGUGGUUAUCACGGCGCUUGUCUUGAGCCUCCCGUGAAGAUGUCACAACCGGAGAACGAUUGGCAUUGCCCUCGUUGUCUUGUCGGAACAGGAGAAUUUGGUUUCGAAGAAGGCGAGGUAUACUCGCUUCGCGCAUUCCAAGAGAGAGCAAACAGAUUCAAGGAGAAUCAUUUCGCGGAGAAAAUGCCAUUCGAUCCAAUCCUCAACAAGAGAAGGGCUGUCAAUGAGGACGAUGUCGAGCGCGAGUUCUGGAGGCUUGUUGAGAACAUUACCGAAACAGUCGAAGUCGAAUAUGGUGCUGAUAUUCAUUCAACUACCCAUGGAAGUGGUUUCCCAACGAUCGAGAAACAACCCCGCGAUGCAUAUUCGACGGAUCCCUGGAAUCUGAACGUCCUUCCUCUAUACGGCGAAUCAUUGUUCAAGCACAUCAAGACGGACAUCUCGGGAAUGACAGUACCUUGGCUCUACGUCGGCAUGGUAUUUUCUACGUUUUGCUGGCACAAUGAGGACCACUAUGCGUACUCGGCCAACUACCAACACUUUGGAGCGACCAAGACGUGGUAUGGUGUGCCUGGAGAAGACGCUGAGAAGUUCGAAAACGCCAUGCGUGAAGCUGUGCCGGAACUGUUUGAGACGCAGCCAGAUCUUCUGUUCCAGCUGGUCACUUUGAUGCCCCCAGAGAAGCUGCAGAAGGCAGGCGUGCGUGUAUAUGCUAUUGAUCAGCGUGCAGGCCAAAUGGUCGUCACAUUCCCUCAAGCAUACCACGCUGGCUUCAACCACGGCUUCAACCUCAAUGAAGCUGUCAAUUUCGCACCUGUUGAUUGGGAGCCCUUCGGAGAAAGCGGCGUGCAAAGACUUCGUGAUUACCGUCGACAGCCGUGUUUCUCUCAUGAUGAGCUGUUGUUGACAGCCGCUUCUCGCGAUCAAUCGAUCAAUACCGCCAAAUGGCUUGCUCCGGCGCUUGAGAGAUUGCUUGAAAAGGAGCUCGCCGCCCGCAAGCAUUUCCUCGAACAGCCCGAUAACUCCGAGCCAACUGACGACACAUAUCAGGGUGACAGGUAUACGAACAAGCCGGAAGUUUUCACGGAAGAUAUGGACGAAGAAGAAUAUGUCUGCAGCUUCUGCAAGUGCUACAGCUUCCUCUCACGAUAUGUGUGUCAGAAGUCAGGUAAAGUCAUGUGUCUGCUACAUGCAGGUGCAUACGAAUGCUGUGACUCGAAAGAAUCGGAUCGAUACUCGAGCUCAGCUCAUGACCAUAUCCUCUCUCUUCGUAUGACCGACAAGGAGCUGAAGUCGAUGGUGCAAAAGGUCGUGGAUCGAGCUAAGCUUCCCGAGGCUUGGGCGCAGAAGGUUGAUGAUUAUCUUGGUCAAGAGCCUCGUCCGUCACUCAAGAUCUUGCGUUCUUUGCUCAAUGAAGGUGAGCGCAUCCCCUUCGACAUCCCACAGCUCGCAGAUCUCAAGCGCUAUGUUGAGCGUUGCAAUGAAUGGGUGGAAGAGGCCACCAUCUACAUCACUCGCAAGCAGCAGAACAGAGCUAAGGGAAAGGCUUCUCGUAAGAAAUCCGCAGUCGCUGAGACGGAGGACCGCGACAAGGAGCUCCGUAACUUCGAAAACAUGCAAAAGCUGCUCGCUACAGCCGAUGAGAUCCAUUUCGAUUGCCCAGAGUACAAAACUCUGCGUGAGAGAGAGACCGACAUCAACGACUUCAAAGCCAAAGCCGUUGCUAUCUGCAUGGGUCAGUCACACCACCCACGAUCCACACAAGAGAUUGAGGAGGUGUUCGAAGUCGGGAAGGGCCUUAAUAUCGACCUUCCCGAGCUCGAGAACCUGGAGAAGCUGCUGAACCAUGUCAAAUGGCUUGAUGAAGCUCACACUCGUCGCGUCCAAUUCCAAACGCUCCAGGAUGUUGAUGUCUUCAUAACCCGUGGUCUAGAGAUCGGUAUUGCCGAGACGAAUCCGCAUAUCGUCCGUUUGCGUGAAUCCAAAGUCCAAGGUGAGCUUUGGGAGACCAAGGCUAAGGAGAUUAUGGCUGUUGAGAACGUUCAUUACCAACAACUGGAUGCUCUUUCCAAACAGGCAGCUGGUUUGCCUGUCACUGCAGAGACUCUUGCCAGGGUCGAUGCGAUACUCAAGAAACAGCGCGAGGCUCAAGAAAAAAUCCUUGCACUCUACCAACAAAGCAAGAGCCCCGACUUCAGAUCACGACCAAUGUACAAAGACGUCAGGGAUGUCAUGGCAGCUCUCGAAGAACUGAACAGCAAACCUGCUGGUACAGUCGACCUCGAGAAGGAGCAGCGCCGCCACGAAGACUGGAUGCGUCGUGGAAAGAAGCUGUUCGGCAAAGCCAAUGCGCCACUACAUAUUCUGCACCAGCACAUGAAUUUGGUGAAAGAGCGAAACGAUGCAUGCUUCGAGCUCCGCGAUAAGCCUAGAAUGCCUGUCGAGCCUUCCUCGAGGGAACAUACUCCGGAGGCAGACGGUAAGAACAGCUUCCCGGAUGUCUUCUGUCUUUGCCGUAGACCAGAAGCUGGUAUGAUGAUUGAGUGUGAGCUUUGUCAUGAAUGGUACCACGGAAAGUGCUUGAAGAUCGCUCGUGGAAAGGUCAAGGAAGACGACAAGUACACUUGCCCUAUCUGCGACUGGCGUUUGAAGAUUCCUAGAGAUGCUGCUCGCCCAAAGCUCGAGGAACUCAUUUCUUGGCAAGACGAGUUGGAAAGCCUGCCUUUCCAGCCCGAAGAAGAGGACACUCUCACAAGCAUCAUCGAGACUGCCCAAGCCUUCAGAGAUUACAUCAGACCUUAUGUCAACCCUCUGACAGUCUCUCCGGACGAGGUGACUACGCUUCGCUUCUACCUCCGAAAGGUCGAAGGCGCCGAUAUUCUCCUUGCUUACGAGACCAACUUCCUGCGUCAAGAACUUCACAAGUCGGCACCUGUAGCCCCUGAGGCUCCACCAGUCAUUGACUCCUCCGCGUCCACUCGCAAGCCUCGCCCAACAAAGCAACAGAAGCUCAUGGCGUCGCUUGGAAUCACCAACCCUGAUGAUCUUCCACCUCAGUACAAGAUCAAGCCUCAUAAGCGCAAGGGCAGUGAAGCACAUCACAAGCCACCUCAGCCCUUGCAACCUGCUGGCUCCCCCGCCGCUCACACGCCGUCUAGCAUAUCGACAGCGACGCCUGGUCCUCCUAGCAGCAGACCAAGUUACGUUCAGCACACGCCGUCGUUCAGCUACCCAUCUCAGAGUCAACCUAUGGCUACUUCGGGUUUCCGUGAUUCCCCGUUGUUUGCACCCUCGUCGUUCGGAUUGCCACCACUUCGUACUCCGACCGAGCCUUCUCAUACUGUCAAUCCAGCACAGUUCGCUUCGCACAGCUUCACAUCUCGCACAUCUACGCCACCCCAGCCAAACUUCUCAAUACCACCGCCACCAGAACAUCCUCCGAUGUUCAGCACAGGCAUGAAUCUUGACCCUGCACUCUUCACCGCAGGUGGAGCGAUGUUCGACAAACGACCAAGCUCGUCUGGAAGUCCUAGACUGGUGCAUCCCGAGGCAAGUCCGGUCUUCAGUAGUCCGCGCACGAGUGAGAAGCAUGCCAACCUCGACUCCAUCUUUGCGGAUAUGGUCCAUAACGACGACGACCAUGCGACUCUGGGUCAUGAAGGCGAGAAUCAGUUGGCUGGCGAGGCCUUUGCUGCCGGUGGACACGACCAGGAUCAUCCAGAUGAAGCACACAUGGAUGAGUUUGUGAACAACGAGUAGCAUUACGAUCAUGAUGCUCACCAAUGGUCUCAAACUCGAUAACGGCGUCUCUCUUUUCUUUCUUCUUUAUCUUUCUAUUCUCCGCAAUGGUGGCAUAUCGCUAUUGGUUGUAUCUCUUAUUUUUGUGGUUUGCUCAAAAAGGAGUUUAAUGGAUCCUGGGAGGAAGUCACAGGCUUGGAGGAUGGCUCUCAUCAUGUGGGUUUGGUUGUACGAUAACCUGCCGUUAUUGCUUCGAUUGUUUGUCUUUUUACUUUGCUAGCUUACUUCUCUAUUCUGUCUGAGGACCGAUAGAUGUUGCUCUACAAUUGCACGAGACCUUUGAUCUCAUACCGUUAGCCCCCU
Aureobasidium pullulans EXF-150 is the source of this 5818-nucleotide messenger RNA. RefSeq names its product PLU-1-domain-containing protein. Gene Ontology annotation, cellular component: nucleus. Bases 314 to 5476 code for a protein of 1720 amino acids. The transcript has 4 exons. The record is from RefSeq and is a predicted model, not a curated record. Gene Ontology annotation, molecular function: histone demethylase activity; DNA binding. NCBI's taxonomy places the organism in Eukaryota, Fungi, Ascomycota, Dothideomycetes, Dothideales, Saccotheciaceae. Gene Ontology annotation, biological process: chromatin remodeling.